Vigna unguiculata (cowpea) is the source of this 882-nucleotide messenger RNA. RefSeq lists its product as uncharacterized. Lineage: Eukaryota; Viridiplantae; Streptophyta; Magnoliopsida; Fabales; Fabaceae. The record is from RefSeq and is a predicted model, not a curated record.
AUGGUGGCACCUUUAUCCAUCAAGGAUUUCACCGCUCUGAUGGAGAAGGCCAAAGUAAUGGAGAAGAUGAAGAACGAAGUGGAGGGCCAGAGGCCUCAACAGUCACAAAGGGUAGGCGGACCAUCUGGGUUCAAACCCAGACAUGAGGAGCGGAGGAGACCAUAUGACAGACCUCCCCAUCAGCCCCAAGGGUUUAGGGGUCUUCCUCCUCAGCAGGGUCGCGUGCAGUGUUACAUAUGUAGGGGUCCUCACCUGAGGAGUGCCUGCCCACGUAUGGAGGGUUAUCGCAGAUGCAACAACUGUGGCAAGGAGGGCCACUUUAGGAAAGAUUGUCCCACUCUUGCUAGGACAGCGCCACGCCCUCCGAUUCAGGCUUCUCACCAGCAUCAGCGGAGAGACAGGGGCAACAGGCCUCAGGCGACGGGCCGAUGUGAACUCGUGGUAUCUACUCUGGUAUCAGGUUUGGUCAGGACGUCGUCCUUGUGUGCUAGGUGUCCUGUGGAGGUGGAGGGAAGCAGAUAUAAGGUGAAUCCGAUAUGUCUACCUCUCCAAGAGUUAGAAGUAAUCCUAGGGAUGGAUUGGCUCUCUGCCAACCGCAUCCUUAUAGACUGUCGGGAGAAGAGGUUGUUGUUUCCCGAGUCAAAGGAGCUUGAGUUGGUGUCUCCUCAGGGGGUGGUGAGGGAGUGGGGGAGAGAGAGACCAUCAGUUAUACCUGUGGUACACGAGUUUGAGGACGUGUUUCCGGAUGAAGUACCUGGGUUACCUCCCAACAGAGAGGUGGAGUUCUCUAUUGACCUAGUACCGGGGACAGGUCCGGUGUCGAUGGCUCCAUACCGCAUGGCUCCGGCAGAGUUGGUGGAACUCAAGAAACAGAUAGAGUAA